This is a messenger RNA of Trypanosoma grayi, 954 nucleotides long. RefSeq names its product membrane protein containing DUF1295. Bases 1 to 954 code for a protein of 317 amino acids. Gene Ontology annotation, cellular component: membrane. The transcript has a single exon. The record is from RefSeq and is a predicted model, not a curated record. NCBI's taxonomy places the organism in Eukaryota, Euglenozoa, Kinetoplastea, Trypanosomatida, Trypanosomatidae.
AUGUAUUUGGUGUCAACGGAGCUCUCUCUACAGACGCUGUUGGCGUCCUCGUACAACUUCACCCUCGCCCUCAUGGUGACUAUGGCGCUUGUCAUGUACGCAGCUUCAGUAAUCCACAGGAACUACUCGUGGGUUGACCGCUCGUGGUCAAUUGCGCCGGUAGUGUACACCUGGAUACAUAUAUAUUACAAUGUCAAGGGCACCCUUCCCUCCCAAUCACUCUGCACAUUGAACAACGCAGCGGUAUUCUACGGCAUCAUUGUGACAGUGUGGGGCAUUCGCCUCACCUUCAACUUUGCCCGCCGUGGCGGUUACUCGCGCGGUAACGAGGACUAUCGGUGGAGUUACAUUCGCAGCUGGCCGGGCCUGGCGAACCCAAUCGUGUGGGAGCUGUACAGCUUCUGGAGUAUCGCCGUCUUCCAGACAGCAGUCUUGUGGGCCAUCACACUUCCUGUUAUCAGCAUCCCCUCAGUGCCCAUCAGCAUCAAGGACGUAGUAAUUGGAUCCUGUAUGCUUCUCUUCGUCAUCUUUGAAACCAUCUGCGACGAACAGCAGCAACGCUUUCAGCGCGCAAAGCGUGCGUUUCAGGAGCGUCGUCGGGGCCGCGGUCAAACCGAGGGAGAGGAAACCCUCCUCUCGUAUGGCUUCCGCGUUACAGGCGUCUUUGGGUACAGUCGUCACCUCAAUGUGUUCUGUGAAGGUUCCAUUUGGGUCACCCUCGCCGUUGGUGCGCUGGCGCACGCCCACUUGGCCUGGUGGCAGUGGAUUGGCUGCAUCACGGUGGAGCUGUUAACUUACUACUCCACAGCCUUCAUCACGGAGGAACUCUCGAGACAAAAGUACCCCUUGUAUGCCAUAUACCAGAAAACGACGCCCAUGCUGUUUCCCUCUGUGAAGUCCACUACACAACACACACUCUACCUUUUGUCAAAAGAGUCACAAAAAACGAAAUAG